Messenger RNA from Scutellospora calospora, 139 nucleotides. Lineage: Eukaryota; Fungi; Glomeromycota; Glomeromycetes; Diversisporales; Gigasporaceae. The record is from the annotation of a GenBank genome assembly.
UGCUAAUUUAGAAAUCGUCUUUGGUAUCAAGAGUUUGGAUUUCAAGCUCGCCUUAGAUCCCAAUUCGGAUACUAGUUUAGGUCAUAUCAAGAAUCUCGAUUUGGGAACUGGCUUGAGUAAAGAAGAGCUCACAUCAUGA